UGCAUUCUUCCAGCGAGCCAGCUAUUGUACGAAUAACUUACAGUACGGAGUACAGGGGCCGCUGACCACCUCUUUUUGUGGUGGCCCGGCGCUGUCCUACUCAAUCCAUCCAACCCCAUCGCCGACUUUGAUCACCACCACCACCAAAAGCGCCGUGUCUUAAACACCGACGACGAUACCAUCUGAACCCAUCGCUCGUCACCCGUUGAAUUGCACCAAGUCGAGAUCUCUUCAUCGUGGCAAUUCAGCAAUUGAACUCCCUCAGUACUACCCAUGUCCGACUAAUCGAAACAAAAGGGAGCUUCGCCUCGGACGCGUCGAUGGAGGAUCUGUACAUGAGAACCUCCAUCAACCAUGUCCUCCUGUUCGGCAUUGUCUGAAUAGCUUUCAAAUCUCCGUCGCUCCUUCCGCAUCAUGUCGCCGCAUAUAGUCGUGCGGCCCCCAUCGAUAAAAACCUCUUCGACAAUCUCUCACGACGACAUUCCUCCCCAGCCACUGGAUCCGACUCAUUAUGAGGCUGACUUCUUCCAUCCAUCGCAAACGUCACAUGACCAGACCCUGCCUGACCACCAUCCUCAGUCCUCGUCCACCACCAGGGCAGAUCAGCAGAGACGUGAAGCCGUUGCUUUUCACAAACUUCCCAUUGAGGUCAUCCAAAGAAUCCUAUGGACCGUAGACGUCGACAACUUCGCCUCACUAGCCAUAUUAAAUCGAGCCUGGUAUCAAGCAGCUCAAAACAAGGAGUUAUAUGCACACCAUCUAUCUCGUUGCCCGUCCUAUGCCUUGGCGAAUACCGUCAUCACUGGGCCUUUUCGAAAGAAUGACUUGUACCGACUCAAGACCAAGUUCGCUGCCGAAGUCCGUCGGAACCUGUUCGAAGCAUAUUUACGACCUCGGCAGACACUGAUCAACCUCGUUUCCGUCAAUGCGAGUUCCUCCGCUGCGUUGCCUGGUGCUGAGGCCUUCCGCUUUUCGUUCUCGCCUAACGGCCAGACAGUCCUCGCCUUGAGCUCUUCGAGGAUUUAUGUCAUUGACGCUAUCACCGAGCCCAUCUCCGUUACACGUGAAUUGAAAACUCUAAGGCGACCUUUGGCCGCUUCAGUCACCGACGAUGGUACUACACUCGCCGUCUUGUCAUCGAAGCAUCAGGCCAACGUGUACAAUCUGACCGCGGAAGGUGUCAAACACGUACAGGUCAUCGUGAUGGACAAUCCUCCUCGGACGAUAGCAUUGGCUCCUCAGGGCACCGUUUUAGCAGCAGCCUACGACGGUGGUGUAGAGGUGUUCUCUUUAGCGCCGACAGCUUUGUCAACCGAUCGACGAGCGGUUAGGAGCGAAGGAGUUGACAGCUUGAGCUUCUUGGGGGAUGGAUCGAUGUUGGUCGGUAGCACACAAAGCUUGGAGGAACCUUCCGCAGUGGUCAUCACAGCACCCUUCUAUACGGAGAACGACCUACCACCGAAAGAAGUUCACAGUCGAAUGUGGACCACACAAAUUCUGUUCCCGCAGAUCAGCAGUGUCUGUAGCCAUGCAGAACUGCUCCAAGGCCACACAGAAGGCGAUGCCAGUUGGCUCUUUGCUUAUGAUCACUCCUUAAUGUCUUACAGAGCCGUCCGGACAGACGAUACGAGAACUGGUGUCGCUUACUUCUUGAAUCCAACCACAAGUCGCCGCUUCAGCAUGCCAGCACCUUUGACAGCUCCGACCGCUACAGCCUGUGGUACUCUAGUUGUGGCCGGGUUCAGUGGAAGUGGCCUCUGGAUUUAUGGCGUGCCGGAAAAAUUGGAUGUGAGCCCUGAUAUGGGUUCAGUUGUGGAAAGACAUGAACAGCGACUGCAAGGGAAGAUUCCAUUGACUUCUGCGACCGGCCAUCUUGAACCCCUCAUGGCAUACUCACCGUCGGUUUCUGGCAGCAGCGAUGAAAUCGAAGAAGAUUCCCUGGCGGCAAAAGUCGACUGGAGAGAAAGUCUUUUCGUCAAGUGUUCGCAGAUAAGAACAAUCGAAGGCUGCACUGCUGCUAAGUGGGUCGAAAAAUCCGACAUGAGAGAAUGUGCGUUUUACGGCAAGAGACUGAUAGCAGUUGCGCCUGGUGGCGUCGACCAAUUCGCGGAAGACCUUGGAGACGAGACUAUGCCUGUGGACGGAUCGAGGGUGUCAAUACUCGACUUCGACUAUGGCCCGUCUUGCGGCCAAGAUUGCGAACUAACGAUAGAGGUUGGUGACAAGGAGCCAGAGUUACUAACAGAACAAAUCGGCGACAUGGAUAUUGAGGUGGCAAUCGAAAGACGCCGAAGUGUACGAGACCGUGGAAGAGGGGGUAUAAGGACUGGCCUGGGUCGCUCUAUCACCACGGCGUCCGUGAACCAGUCGUGGAACCAACGGCGUACCAACAACUCGGCAUCCCCGACGUCGUCACCCCUCGACGUGGACGCACAGAUGGAUCUGGCCAUUGCAUCGCCUCGCGCUCCGACACAAUUGCAGGCCAACCUGCACAGAUCCAGUACCGCAGCAGGCUUUGCUACGGCUAGAUACCCCCCAAGACCGCCUCUUGCACCCCAGGACGCUGGCCACCUUGUCUACCACAGAUCACCCCCUCAGCAGUGGCAAUCAGGAGUAGGAUGGGAAACACCCCCUCCGCCAUAUUCAAGUGGCUCCCAGAGCCAGGUUCAGUCCGCCAUACCAUUAGGUUCGGCGCUGAUGCAACCUCAUCCCAUGGGCGCUCCAGGGUCAAUGCCCAUGCCUUUAGCAGGAAUUCCAGAAAACGGGCACAUACCUCAACAAAAUCAGGCUCACAUGUUUCGGCCAGGCUUCGUACCAGGCCCGAUGCCAAUGGCGAAUCAUCAACUACAAUUCCCGGGUCAUCCGCCUCCUCAUAUGAUGCCCGAAAGGCCUCCAGAGCACCCGGUUGGCGCAUUCAGCAAUGCAAUACCCAGAUCUGUGCCUGCAGGGUAUUCGUCUUCUGUUUCACCUGAUCAACAUCAACACAUCUUGCCAAACCAAGCCCAAGCCUCUGCAGCGGGCCAGCCACUCGUAACUACAAUUUCUGCAGACUCGUCUUCACGCCCAGUAUCUCAUUCUGACCGAUCGUCACCGCACCACACCCCGGAGCGCGUGUCACCGUUGAACAUCUCUCAACCUGGCCCGAGCCCGUUUGAAGCAAGAUCCACACCACAACAGUCCGAUAAACCUGCUAAUGCUGGUUCCAUUACCCUUACAGGUGCCAACCUCCAAGCCCGCCUUAAUCACCCAGUUCCUCCCACUCCAACAAGCCUGGAUCAAAUACGUCAGUCGCAGUAUGAAACCGCUGGACCGCCUACACCUCCUAAAACAGAUCAGCCUCCAACCACACAAGCAUCCGGUCCUGCAGGAGCGCCCUAUGCUUUCGCACCUCCGACCGCAGACCAGAUGGCUAACUUGAACCGUCGAAUCUCCCAGACAGCACGAAAGCCUGUGCCUGUGACAACCAACGGUUCGGCCUACCAGAAUCCGGACCCAGCAACCCAACCGAGGGGCGGCUCAGUAGUACCUCCCUCCCCACCACGUGGUGCAUGGGGAGCGUCUGGCAAUGCGAAUUCGCCAUCAUUCAAUAAGGCCAUCACGGCUCCAAACGGUUUGGCUAGGAACAACUCGCGUGGCAGUGGUCGCGCGAUACCCAUCUCCACGUCGACACCGAAUCUAGUAGCGUCGUAUUCUUACGAUCGACGGCCACAAAUGAGCAACAGACUGGACACGAUCGAGAGCAUAUCCAGCUCGUAUGGGCCCGGCGAGCCUGGAUCGAGAUCCCAUAGCAUUGCCGGGCAGGUGGUCAUGCCGAACCAGAUGGUGCACGCUAAUUCUUUUGCGCAGGGAGGCUCGGCGUAUCAGGACAUGGAUGCCUGGGCGAGAAAUGCAUCGAGUUCAAUGGGGCUGAAACAUUCGAAAACAAAGAGGAGGAGGAGAAAGGGUGAGCCGCUGGCCGAUCCGGGCCGGGCACAGACGUUGCCAGCAGGUAGUCCGACAACGGGAAGGAAAGAGAAGGGAAGUCGAUGUACUGUCAUGUGAGGAAGCAUAUGGGCUAGCAAAGUCCUUGGACGUUGGCUGGAAAAUUGUUACAAGUACGUUGCUAGGCUAUAUUCGCGCAUGGGCAGCAGAAGUUUUACCCUGCAUGCUAUGCUCCUGCGAAAUUAUGUAUACACUGGUCUUUGGGUUUCCACUGGGCGAACACCAAAGAUAUACACAAUAUGAAAGUCGUUCUGGCUGCUCGACCGA
Messenger RNA from Exophiala xenobiotica, 4248 nucleotides. RefSeq lists its product as uncharacterized. The transcript is spliced from 2 exons. NCBI's taxonomy places the organism in Eukaryota, Fungi, Ascomycota, Eurotiomycetes, Chaetothyriales, Herpotrichiellaceae. Gene Ontology annotation, molecular function: protein binding. Bases 415 to 4041 code for a protein of 1208 amino acids. The record is from RefSeq and is a predicted model, not a curated record.